AUGGCAGAAGGCUCCGGAGAGCCAGAGGUUGUCAAAGCCAUGAAGGCCCUAAUCCAGCGCACCAAGUUCGUUCAAGAGACAGCCGGCCGCAUGAGGGUGUGGUGCAAAGAGCGAUUCACUGCAGACCGCUGGCUGGACGAGAACGAGCGGGAGUGGUACGCGCUCGAUCGGCUCUGUCGCUCGAGGCCGUGGGCCACCAAUCGGGAGAAGGCUUUCCCGUAUCCUUUUCGCGAUGCUACGAGGAGAAUGAUCAAAGUGGAAGGUGAUUGGGUUGGUGGAAGUCGACCUGAUAUCUUGCCGACGGAAGCUCGGCGGCACGGCAUUGACUGCCAGGUGAUCAGCCAACUCAAUUGCUGCCCUCAUUUUCCUCCGGAACAUCGCGUUCUGCUUUUCGCCCCCGAGUUCGGAAGUGAUCGAUCCUUCGACGUGGACAUGUGGAGCUUCAUCGAGCCGGACGACCAAGUCGAUUUGGCCGUCGUGCUUGGCCUAUACAGAGACGGCUGA
This is a messenger RNA of Symbiodinium sp. CCMP2592, 504 nucleotides long. NCBI's taxonomy places the organism in Eukaryota, Dinophyceae, Suessiales, Symbiodiniaceae. The record is from the annotation of a GenBank genome assembly.